UGAAAAUCCCCAUUGCAUAGUACUUCCUUGUACUACUUUAAUACAGCAAAAUGAUCCUGAAAUUAUCAAAGGGAAAUUGAAGUGAGUGAGUCCCUCUUUUCUCGUUAUACUUGAUGAAACUGCAGAUGAAAUGGAAAUAACUGUGAUACACUUAAUCAUCCUGGGAGUCAUCACAGGUUUAACCAAAGGAGCUGGUUUGUUGCCAGAAGGUCCUCUGAAUGCAGCUGUGGGAGGGACGGUGAUGUUCACCACAACACUGACUCCAGCAGAGAAACCCUUUAUAACAGCAGCCUGGAAAUUUGGUGACAGAAACAUAAUCACUUCAAAUGUUGGAAACAUAACUGGCCCAGAGUAUGAAGGCAGGAUCACCUAUUUCACUUCUACUGCAUCUCUGGAACUCAGGAAUCUGACUCUUAAUGACAGUGGAGAAUACAGAGUUACCAUCACACCACAGGGAGAAGCACAAAAGCAUGGAAACAUCAGCCUGUCUGUACAUGUGCCAGUCUCUAAUGUAACGGUAAAUGCCAGCGGCACAGACUUAGUGGAGUUCAGCAGCUCUGUCCAUCUGUCCUGCUCCUCCUCUGGAUCCUCCCUCUCUUUCCUUUGGCUGAACGGCAGCUCUGAGGUUGCAGCCAGCGACAGAGUUCAGCUCACUGAUGGAGGCUCCACUCUCACUAUAGUUAAUGUGACCCGCUAUGACCAGGGACCAUUCAGGUGUCGUGUGUUCAAUCCUUUCAGUAAUGGCACAAGUGAUCCUGUAAACCUCACCAUCAGCUAUGGCCCAGAAAAUAUUUAUUUCACAAUAUCUCCGACACAAGAAUCCUUUGAGGAAGGAUCAAACACCAGUCUGUCCUGUUCAGCUGUCUCCAGACCCUCUGCCUUGUUUAACUGGUUUCUGAAUGGAGACCUGCAGUCUGAUACUGGACCAGAGCUCACACUGAUAAACAUUCAGAUGAGUCACAGUGGUAACUACAGCUGCCAGGCCUUUAACAAAAAAACCAUGAGAUAUCAAACUUCUCAGCCAUCAGUUGUCUCUGUACUGGAGAGAAUAUCAGGUGCUUCUGUCAAAUCAUCAACAAACAUGCCGAUUGAGGGGAGCUCUGUCAACCUAACCUGUGACGCAGCUGGCGCUGUGUUUACCAGAAAGUGGGUGAAGGACGGCUCAAAUCUUACUUUGACUGAAAACAUGAUACUUCACGAUAACAACAGAGUGCUGUCUUUUAUCAGUCUGAAUAAAAAAGACAGUGGAGAAUAUUCCUGUAAAAUCAGCAACCCAAUCAACACUGAGGAAGCUACAUACACCGUGGUUGUUAACUAUGGACCAGAAAAUGUUCAAAUCACAGGUCCAAAUGAGAUCCAUAUUGAACAGACCUUAACAUUAACCUGCUCUGCUGAGUCCACACCAUCUGCUAGUUACACCUGGACACUGAAUGGGGCUGAGUUACAGAAUUCUGCUAUAUUUACAAAAAACAUCACUGAACUUUCUGACAGUGGCAACUAUAUCUGUGAAGCAAUGAAUAAUGUAACUGGAAGAACAUCAUCAUCAGUGGUCCACCAGUUGUCUGUAACAGCUGUCAAAACUUCACCCUGUUCGGCUGGUUGCAUCGCUGGAUUAGUAAUCGCAUGUUUGGUCAUCUGUGGAGCAGGUUUUGGUGGAGGAUACUACAUAUAUAAAAAAAGAAUAAACAACAAACCUCAGGCACAUGAUACAGAACGAGAAGAACAUAUGUAUGAGAACACUUCAGAGGUAUAUGAGAACAUAUAAACUCAACUGUCUUUUAAAGUAAGUUUUCAACUCAUUUGUCUGAUUUAGUGAAAAGGCCUAAAUGUAAUUUGAAGGGAGAAGCACCAGAGGUUUUGUUUCUGUGGAAAUCAUUUUAACUCUGUUUGGAUCAAAACAGCAACUCUCUAAUUUAAUCAGUUGUUCUCUUCUUUGCCAAGAAGAGACGAGACACCAAUGUUGUCGGGGGGGUUGUUUAGAAAUUAUACUAUUCUGACUAUUUUUCUUCUAUGUUUGGAUUAAAUUUUCUUUUAGAUAAGUAAUUUACAAUGCAGUAAGUCAUAUCAUUAACAGAAUUACCAGUGGAUCUGAAAGCAAUAUAAAUGUGCUUAAAGCUGCAUUAUGUAACUUUUUGGAUACUUGUAGGCAGAAGAGCACCAUAACAUAAUGAGACAUAGCAGUCCUGAUAUAUUAUCACCUAAUUGUUUUUUUGUUUUUUUUAUAGCUAAUGUGUUGCCAAUUAUACAUCCAGUACAUAUCAACAGCAGCAUUUCUGCAGCAUUUCUGGCCACUUGUUGAAUAAAAUAUUCACUCCCAUUUUAGAAGGUGGCAUAUGCAUUAGAUUUCAAAUCAAAGCUUUUUUGCUAAAAAUGUCUGCCAGUGUUUAUGAGAGUGAAAUGUCUUCAAACCCAAAACAAAGUGUAAAUACAGUAAAAUAUUCCAGUAAACUGUAGUACUGGGUAAUGAUUCAAUAUAUAAUGAGUUGAAAAUUACACCUUUUCUGGUGUGUUUGCUCUGUGUAUAUAUAAUGUUUGCUUUUAUUUUCCUGUUCUUUAUUUUGUCCAAUCUCAGCUUUGUAAAUCAAUGGAUUAAUAUUGGGUUAGGAUGAGAAAUUAUUCUAAUUAACAAGAUACAUCAAUAUAUUUUGAAAACUGCAACAUAAAAUGUUAAUGCUUUCUCUGUCAUUUGUUUUGACAGCAACUGAAUAUGUAACAGUCUUAUAAAUAUAAUGGUCAAAAUCUGGUAAGCAUAGUAUUUUAAUAAAUCUGUAUAUAUCCUCUUA
Messenger RNA from Micropterus salmoides (largemouth bass), 2783 nucleotides. RefSeq names its product carcinoembryonic antigen-related cell adhesion molecule 5-like. Bases 131 to 1765 code for a protein of 544 amino acids. Lineage: Eukaryota; Metazoa; Chordata; Actinopteri; Centrarchiformes; Centrarchidae. The transcript is spliced from 9 exons. The record is from RefSeq and is a predicted model, not a curated record.